Menidia menidia (Atlantic silverside) is the source of this 1149-nucleotide messenger RNA. NCBI's taxonomy places the organism in Eukaryota, Metazoa, Chordata, Actinopteri, Atheriniformes, Atherinopsidae. The record is from the annotation of a GenBank genome assembly.
CAGGAAGUGGACACACAGAGAGGCGCCUUUUCUGAGCUCAUGUUGUUAGGCAGAAAGUAGGCUUUAGAUAGCCAACAACUGUGCUGGCAGGUCCUGGUAUUAGGUGAAAAGCAAAAAAAAAACUGGUGUUAACCUCCCACCUGCAAAAUUCGCGUACACGGCAUGGCCGGUAAAAAGAAGCGCACGCCAAACUUGCAAAAUGACAGUUGGGUUGUUGUCGCUGCAGACUCUGUGAUAAACACUAAGAAACAUGACAGUGAUCCGACUUUUGUGAGACUGAGGAAUCCCGCAACAGAUGGAGCAUCUCUGUACUUGCUGGGCAGCGGCGAUACGCAGCUGUACGAGGUCAAAGCGUUUGAAGAGGACUUCCACUCCUGGUUCGUCGGCCAAAUUGUAAAUAGAGAUGGAAGACUCCUCUUUGUGACGCCAAUGGAUCCUCUUUAUCUAAUUUUGCCUUAUUUGAUCAAAUCCGGCAACGAGGGCAAGUUCCAACCUGUGCACCAAGUGGUGAUGGAUGAAGAAUUCCCAGCUUGUUCGAGGCUUCUCAGCUGCACACGUGCCCAGGCCUCAUUGCACCACAUUGCAGAGGAAAAAGAGGUGGGAAGCCAGAAGUUCUAUCGAUACAGUCAGGAGCGGACCAUGAACUGGUUAAAGAAAAAGGUGGAGAGGAUAGUUGUUGCCUUGAAGAAGAAAAACAUCUCCGUGGGAGAAGGAGUGAAAUCCUCCACAUACGUCAGGGCCCAGAUCAAGUCAGAGGACCAAGAGGACGACUACCUGCGCUACGCCCAUGGUCUGAUAUCAGAAUACAUCUGUGAGGACCUGAGCAAAGCCUUCCUUAAGCACCUGGGCUUACCGGAGCUCACGAGCCCAAAGGAGACAGAGCCUCCUUCCAAGAAGCGGAAACUUUCAGACAAGCCGGUGGAGGCUGGAGAAGACUACACCAAAUUCAACAGUGCAGACUUUGCGCGGAAACCACCCAAAAAGAUGACAGCAGCUCAGAAAAGUCUGGCAAAGGUGGACAAGUCAGGCAUGAAGACAAUGUCGUCCUUUUUCAGCCCUAAGGUCAAAGCGGAAAAGAAAUAAUUAAUAUUGUGUGUAUUGUUUUUAUUUGUGUGCAACACUGUUGUAAUAAAAAAAAAGGAAAAUGCA